AUGCAAAGUUGUGAAAUUUCCUCAGACAGCACUGAUGAUCCUCUUAGUAGUGGCCUACGCAGCCAUCCACAGCCUCGAAUAGUAGUUAUCGGCGCGGGCUUGGCCGGCCUGUCUGCGACCAAGGUCCUACUACAGCACGGUUUCACAGAUGUAACCCUCCUCGAAGCGGCAGACCACAUCGGGGGCAGAGUUCUAAGUGUCCCCAACGGAAAGUCGACUUUAGAGCUCGGAGCCACCUGGAUACAUGGGGCAAAUGGAAACCCAGUGUACCACCUGGCGGAGGACAAUGGGCUGCUGGAGCACACCACGGACGAGGAGAGGAGUGUGGGGCGGAUCAGCCUGUACACCAAGAGCGGCGUGGCACACUACCAAACCAAUGCCGGCAAGAGGAUCCCCAAGGACCUGGUGGAGGAGUUCAGCGACGUGUACAGCCAGGUGUACGAGCUGACACAGGAGUUCUUCCAGAGGGGGAAGCCUGUGUGCGCUGAGAGCCAGAACAGUGUGGGCGUCUUCACACGGGACGUGGUGCGCAAAAGGAUCAUGCUGGAUCCUGAUGAUUCAGAGAGCACCAAGAGGCUCAAGCUGUCUAUGCUGCAGCAGCACCUCAAGGUGGAGAGCUGUGAGAGUGGCUCUCCCAGUAUGGAUGAGGUGUCCCUCAGUGAGUUUGGGGAGUGGACAGCCAUCCCUGGAGCACACCAUGUCAUUCCUGGAGGAUUUAUGAAGAUAGUGGAGGUCCUGGCUCAGGACAUCCCAUCCAACACUAUCACACUAAAGAAACCUGUGCGUUGUAUCCACUGGAACUACUCCGCAGAACAACCGGAGGUGAUCACCAACCAGAACAACAAUCACAACGACAACAGCCACCAGCCCCAGGACGCUCUCAUCCUGGGACACCCCAUCUCUGUGGAGUGUGAGGAUGAAGAGUGGAUCCCAGCGGAUCACGUGAUCAUCACUGCCUCUUUGGGCGUCCUGAAGAAGAACCAUGAAGUCAUGUUUUCUCCUACUCUCCCUGAAGAGAAAGUGUUGGCAAUUGAGAAGCUCGGCAUCAGCACCACCAAUAAGAUCUUCUUAGAGUAUGCUGAGCCCUUUUGGAGCCCAGAGUGCAACAGUAUUCAGUUUGUGUGGGAGGACGAGGCUCAUCUGGAGCAGUUGGUUUACCCUGAGGAGCAGUGGUAUAAGAAGAUCUGCAGCUUUGAUGUGCUAUAUCCCCCCGAGCGCUACGGCUACAUGCUGAGCGGCUGGAUCUGUGGACAGGAGGCCCUCUUCAUGGAGCGCUGUGAUGACGAAACUGUGGCGGAGACCUGCACUGAACUGUUCAGGCGGUUUACAGGGAACCCCGACAUUCCAAAACCUCUGCGUGUGCUGCGCUCGUCGUGGGGCAGUAACCCGUACAUCAGGGGCUCCUACUCCUUCACCAGGGUGGGCUCCAGUGGUGGAGACUGCGAGCGGCUGGCCAUGCCACUGCCUUAUGCCAACAGCACCAAGGCCGCGCCAUUACAGGUCCUGUUUGCUGGAGAGGCCACCCACCGCAAAUACUAUUCCACUACCCAUGGUGCUUUGCUGUCAGGCCAGAGGGAAGCAAAGCGCCUGAUAGAGCGGUACCAGGACUUGCACAAAGACAAAACCACAAAGCCUGAAGUGUAA
Knipowitschia caucasica is the source of this 1644-nucleotide messenger RNA. NCBI's taxonomy places the organism in Eukaryota, Metazoa, Chordata, Actinopteri, Gobiiformes, Gobiidae. The record is from the annotation of a GenBank genome assembly.